Trichoderma asperellum CBS 433.97 is the source of this 349-nucleotide messenger RNA. NCBI's taxonomy places the organism in Eukaryota, Fungi, Ascomycota, Sordariomycetes, Hypocreales, Hypocreaceae. The record is from RefSeq and is a predicted model, not a curated record.
CCAGGUUCAUAUGGCACAUACUUUUGUACAUACAUACGGUACUACUUGUGGUGGUAGUAUGUACUACUAUGUAGUAGCUAUCACUUCGUCUUCCCUGCUUCACCCCGGCAUACCGUUUUUCCUGCUCUCCGGCCUAUUUGCUGCUAGCAGUCCCAUAUUUGCCGCUUUUUUCCCUCUGCCCUCCGUUGAAACGCACGCAGCCGGUUCUCCUUUCAAGGUAAAUUUGCCAGGGUUGGCCAAGCUGGCUUAAAGGAGACCAGAAGAUUAGCAGUGGAGAAGCGCUCCAUAUAACGGUGGAUCUCCUCAAACCGCCGUGCGUCUGCCGAUCUGGGAUCAUGGCUCGGGAAAG